AUUCAAACAACAGAUCCGAGGUUAUUGAAUCAGCGGUCAAUCAAAGCAUCAAAUCAAGGCAUCAAAUCAGAUCAUCACAUCAGCGGGAGGAGGAGAAAAGAAAGAAAUUCCCUUCCCCAGGGAUCUCCUUCGGUUGGUCAAUCAAAUCAGGAGCAGCGCAGCAGCAGAAGAGAGGGAGCAGCAUGUCAUCCUCCUCAGCCGCCUUUUCUUUGGACCACCUCUCCUCACCCCCCUCCGAGCAGCUCUGCUACGUCCACUGCAACUUUUGUGACACCGUCCUCGCGGUGAGUGUUCCCUGUAGCAGUUUGUUCAAGACGGUGACGGUGAGGUGCGGCCACUGCACCAACCUCCUCUCCGUCAACAUGCGGGGGCUGCUUCUCCCUGCCGCCAACCAGCUUGGCCUUGGCCACCCCUUCCUGGCUCCCUCCCACCACAACAUCUUGGAUGAGAUAACGUGCCCACCACCAAGCUUGCUGAUGGAUCAGCCCAUCCUCCACAACAACAGCAGCAAUGGCAAUCAUAACCACAACCACAACGCGAUGGCGCCUGUCAAGGGGACCGAAGAAGAGCUCCCUCAGACUCCAGUUGUCAACAGACCUCCAGAGAAGAGGCAGAGAGUUCCCUCGGCAUACAACCGAUUUAUCAAGGACGAAAUCCAACGCAUCAAGGCUGGGAAUCCGGACAUCACCCACAGAGAGGCCUUCAGCGCCGCUGCUAAGAACUGGGCCCACUUCCCCCACAUCCAUUUCGGCCUGAUGCCCGAUCAGGGCCUGAAGAAGAGCAGCGUCCGCCAGCAGGAGGGAGAGGACGUUCUCCUCAAGGACGGUUUCUACGCCGCCGCGGCAGCGAACAUGGGCGUCACUCCGUUCUAGGCGGCAAGGACUCUGGCUGUGGUUGGUUCUAGGGUUUCGUUGGGCUUGUGCUGCUUCUGCUGCUGCCACUACUGUUAGGGUUUCCUCUUUCUUUCCUAGCUUUAUUAUGUGGAAAGGAACUGUUAACAGCCUUUAUUUCUAGGGUUUCUCUUUCUUUCGUUUUUACUCUCUUCUUGGCUUCAAUGUCGAGUAAAAGGGGGGCUGUGUGCUGUGAAAAAGGUUGAGAACGCCUGUGGGAAAGGUCGGUAUGCUGCCUUAUAUUCCAAAUGUGUUGUUAUGGACAAACAUCUCUUUAAAACUACUUAUUAGUCUACUGUUGCCAUUUACUCUCUUU
Molecule: messenger RNA, 1206 nt
Organism: Phoenix dactylifera (date palm)
Lineage: Eukaryota; Viridiplantae; Streptophyta; Magnoliopsida; Arecales; Arecaceae
Gene: AFO
Product: Plant-specific transcription factor YABBY family protein
Biological process (GO): abaxial cell fate specification; regulation of leaf development; polarity specification of adaxial/abaxial axis
Cellular component (GO): nucleus
Source: RefSeq, a predicted model, not a curated record